CUCGAUUCAUUUGCUCUCUAAUUCACCGAAAAGUGUAGUCAUAUUCUCAAUUAAUCACGUAAUUAUUCUCUUUGAGUUAUAUAUGUCAAAUCCUAGUUUUUGAAAACACACAACAACUUCUCCGACGACCGUUAUGGGAUGCUCUUCCUCGAAGCUCGACGGUUUACCGGCCGUCGCUCUAUGCCGUGACCGCUGCACCUCCCUGGAGGAGACUCUCCGCCGUAGCUACGCACUAGCCGACGCUCACGCCGCUUAUCUGCUCUCCCUAAACACCGUCGGUCCAGCUCUUCAUAGAUUCUUCGUUCAAGCCGUCGAGUCUCGGCCGGAUGUUGAGUCCGAACCCGACGAAUCGCCGGACACUUCUUCGCCGGAAUCCUCUUACACGCCUCACUCCGUCAGCAGCUCAGAUUCCGAUUUGCCUCCCAAAUUCGACUCGGAUUGUGAGGGAGACGGAAACAAAGGUACGGAUUGCGAUCUCUUUAGAUGUCAAAAACUCGCAGCCUUGAAUCCCAGUCACGACCCGUUCUACUCCCGGAAUUACGAUUCCGGCAUCGUAACGUCGCCUCCUCCGCCGCCGCCUCCUCCGCCGCCGCCUCCGAGCAAUUACGCUUGGGAUUUUAUCAAUUUCUUCGAUAGCUAUGAGUUUUCGUACACUACGAACUUGAAAGAUAGAGAGACUACUCGUUGUCUUGAUGAAGAUAAGUUAACGAAGAAGAAGAAUGAGAAGACUGCUCCUAUUCACCGAAACGAGGGGAAGACUGGAACAGAGGAAGAGAAGUGUAUCUCAAAAAUCUCAGAGAAGAAGAAACCUAAAUCGGAGAAACGCAGAAAGUGUGUUCCGGGAGAAUCAAAGGAUCAAAAAGUUUCGUCGGAUUUAUCGGAAGUCACGAAGCAAUUGCAGGAGAUGUUCAAGAAAGCUUCGGAAGCAGGGAACGAUGUUUCGAAGAUGUUCGACACUUCGAGAUUCAGAUAUUACCAGAAAAGCUCAGUUUAUCAAGCUUCUUCAAACGUGCUCUACGCGAAGAAGACGACUUCUGUAGAUCCAAAACCAGCGGAAGAUUUUGGAUCUAAUUCCAGUAAUCUUUCAUCUACUCUGAAUAAACUCUUCAUGUGGGAGAAGAAACUGUACCAAGAAGUAAAGGCUGAGGAGAAACUCCGCACAUCUCACAUGAAGAACUACAAACAGUUGAGGAGAUUGGAAGGGAAAAGUACAGAUCUAAGCAGAAUCGAAUCCAUUCGUUCUUCGAUUCAGUGUCUGUCCACGAGGAUGAGAGUCUCUAUCCAUAAGAUAGACAACAUAUGUCUGAUGAUAAACAAGUUACGCGAUGAAGAACUCUGGUCCCAAACGAGAGAAAUGAUCCACAGGUUGUCUGAUAUGUGGAGCUCUAUGCUAGAAUGUCACAGUAAACAAGCACGAGUAAUCGCAGAGGCUAAGAAGCUUGAUAAGAUGACAUUAAAGGGAAAUCUAGACAUAUCUCAGCUUGAGCUUGCUUUAGAACUGAAACUGGAGCUGAGGAAGUGGAGCCAAAGUCUGUCGAACUGGAUAGAUGCUCAGGCUCAGUACGUUAAGGCACUGAACAGUUGGCUAAUGAGAUGUAUGAAGCAAGAGCCUCAAGAACCAACACCAGAUCUCUUAGAAGAGCCACCACUGUUUGGUGUCAUCAACAGUUGGUGGCAAACCCUUGAGAGAUCAGAUGGAGAGGAGGAGUUUACCGAAGCGGUUUACGCUGUCUUGAUGCAACUAAACCGUCAUGUGGAGAAACAGAGGAUGGAGUUGGAGGAGCAGAGGAAUGUUAAUGGUGGCGAUAAGGAUAUAGAGAGGAAACUUGUGAUGUUGGAGAAGGAAGAGCAGAAGAUGAGGAGGAAGAUGAAGACAGUACCAUCUGUUGAAGUAAUGGGAAGUUUAAAUCUGAAGUCGAACAUGGAGCAGAUUUUCAAAUCUAUGGAGAAAUUAGCUACAGACUUGAAGCAGACUUAUGAGGAACUUGACUUGAUAGGCACGUAAUGUACCCUUUUGUUUUAGUUCUUAUAAAGUUCGUCUAUCUAUUUUUCUCUCUUGUUCUUUGAAGAGUUUUAAAUUGAAUUUUGAUUGUGGACAUAAGACAUACGUAUCAAUUGUAUAUGCAUCUAAUGAUUUUUUAUACUGUUAGAUGUCUUCCAAUCAUC
This is a messenger RNA of Thlaspi arvense, 2166 nucleotides long. NCBI's taxonomy places the organism in Eukaryota, Viridiplantae, Streptophyta, Magnoliopsida, Brassicales, Brassicaceae. The record is from the annotation of a GenBank genome assembly.